GUGACGUGACGUCAUCGGCCUGCGUCUGUAGAAAGAUUUGUGUUUUCAGUGUUAAAUCGAUUUUAACCGAGUUAUCGUGUAGUAGGUACAAACUCUGCACGUACAGUAAUUGUUUUAUUAUUAUGAUGUGUAUGAUUUCUCUCUCUGUCGUGUAGUGACAGAAAACAGUCUGCUUUUGUAAGCUUAAUUUGGAGUCAGAAGCUCGUCAGAGUGACUGUUUGAAUCCGCUGCUCGAGAACAACAGACACAAAGAAACAGUUCUUCGUCGAGUAUGUCGUUGAUUAAAGAGGAGAGAGAGGAGGUCAGGAUUGAUGAACAGACUCCAGCAGGCAUGAUGCUGCUGAAAGAGGAACCUGAAGUACUGAAUCAAAUAGAAGAGAAAGCUCCAAAUAAGAAUCAUUUCAAAACUGAAGGGAUCUCUUUUAGGUGCCCACAGACUGAAAAGACUUCCUCAGAAGAAAAACAAACUAAGGGUUAUUUCACCUGUUUUGAGUGUGGGAUGAAUUUCAUUCACCCUGAAAGCCUUAGAAUCCACAUGGGAAUCCACAAUGGAGAGAAUCCUUACACCUGCCAAUAUUGUGGACAGGGUUUCAGUGAAGAUGAAAGCCUUAGAGCGCAUAUGGGAAUCCACAAUGAAGAGAAGGGUUUCACCUGCCAAGAGUGUGGAAAGACGUUCAGUGAAUAUCAAAGCCUUCUAGUCCACAUGAGAAUCCACAAUGAAGAGGAUCCUUACACCUGCCAACGAUGUGGAAAGAGUUAUGUUCAAACUGCAAGCCUGAAAGUACACAUGAGAACUCACACCGGAGAGAUACAUUUUACCUGCCAAGAGUGUGGAAAGAGUUUCAAUCUAAAACAAACCCUUCUAAAUCACAUGAAAGUUCACAUUGGACCGGAGCCUUUUGCAUGCCAACAAUGUGAAAAGAGCUUCACAACAGAAGUAGACCUGAAGUCACACAUGAACGUUCACAUUGGAGAGAAGCCGUUUGAAUGCGUUCAGUGUGGAAAGAGAUUUCUUCAUAAAAUAAGCCUUAAUAACCACUUGAAGAUUCAUUCGGAAGAGAACUGCUUUGUAUGUCAACAAUGCAGAAGACGUUUUGCUCACAAAUCACAUCUUAGAGUCCACAUGAGAGUUCACACUGGAGAGAAGCCUUACAUCUGCACUCAGUGUGGAAAGAGUUUCACAUAUAAAACAGCUCUUGACUCCCACAUGAUAAGUCACACUGGAAAGAGCCGUUUCACCUGCAAAACGUGUGGGAAGGUCUUCACAAACAAGGUGGGCCUCAUGUAUCACAUGAACGUUCACACCGGAGAGAAGCCGUUCAAAUGUGAUCAGUGUGGAAAGAGGUUUGCAGGUAAAGCUGCCCUUGAGAGACACAUGAGGAUUCACUCAAAAGAGAAAAAGUUUUAUAUGUAACUAGUGCCAUAAAAUGAUUGGCCUUAGGAGGCAUAGGAGAAUUCGCUGGAGAGUGAAAACCUCCCAAACGCAACCUGUGUGAAAGGAUUUUGCUAUUUAUUAUACCUUCAAGUAUCACAUGAGGCUUCACACCAGGCAGAAGCCUUGAAGUGUCAUCUGUGUUUGAACGGAGCUUCUCAUAUUGCCGGUGCCCGAAAUGCUAUUAGAAAGGUGCAUUCUGGGAAGAAACCGUAGUGCUCCAAGUGUGGCAAAAUCAUUUGUGCAAUCACUCUGGACAAAGGCCAUUUAAAUGUGAGGAAAGCUUUAAUUUGCCAUCACAUGUUCAUAUACAUAUGAAAACUCAUGCUUAUGUGAAGCCAUAUUUGUGUUUACUGUAUGGAAAGAGUGUCAUGGCUUAGCAAUCUGAAAUGGCAAAAGAAAAUACGAGUUUGUGUGAAAUUAAGGCUACAUAUACACUGCACAGAUCGAUGUGGCACAGAUUCGAUUUUUCUGGUCGAAUGUAUAACGUUUUUUGGCCAGGCUGUUAAAGUGACCUUUAAAUGUGGCCCGUAUCCGAUGGUCAGUGAUUUGGUGAUGUUCAUUUGUUUUAUUUGCAUCCUUCAUGUCAUUAUAUUUUGUCUUUUUUUUUUAAAUCAAGAGAAGUGAAAGUACAGCCAAGUAUGGUGUCCCAUACUCAGAAUUCGUGCUCUGCAUUUAACCCAUCCAAAGUGCACACACACAGUAAACACUCAAUUUGAGUCAAAUUGAACACUUCUGAAAUGUUUAUAUGACUCCCUCCAUUUUGGAGUUAAAAUAACACUUUUGAAAGUGUGAAAUAUGUUCAUUAUUAUAUUAUAUUAUAUAUAUUAUAUUCAUUCAUUACACACAGACUGAAUGUUUAUUACUUUUAAUUUUGAUGAUUAUAACUGACAACUAAAUUCAACCAAAUUCAGUAUCUCAGAAAAGUAGAAUAUAACUUAAGACCAAUACAAAGAAAGGAUUUUUAGAAAUCUUGUCCAAAGGAAGAGUAUGAAAAUUUAAAGUAUGAGCAUGUACAGCACUCAAUACUUAGUUGUGGCUCUUUUGUCUGAAUGACUGCAGCACUGCGGCGUGGCAUGGAGUGGAUCAGUCUGUGGCACUGAUCAGGUGUUAUGAGAGACCAGGUGUCUCUGAUAGUGGCCUUCAGCAAUGCGGCGUGGCAUGGAGUGGAUCAGUCUGUGGCACUGCUCAGGUGUUAUGAGAGACCAGGUGUCUCUGAUAGUGGCCUUCAGCUCGUCUGCAUUGUUGGGUCUGGCAUAUCACAUCCUCCUCUUCACAAUACCCCAUAGUUUUAUUAUAAGGUUAAGGUCAGGUGAGUUUACUGGCCAAUUAAGAACAGGGACACCAUGGUCCUUAAACCAGGUACUGGUAGCUUUAGCACUGUGUGCAGGUGCAGAGUCCUGUUGGAAAAUGAAAUCUGCAUCUCCAUAAAGUUGGUCAGCAGCAGGAAGCAUGAAGUGCUCUAAAACUUCCUGGUUUACGGAUGUGUUGACCUUUGACCUCAGAAAACACAGUGGACCAACACCAGCAGAUGACCUGGCACCCCAAACCAUCACUGACUGUGGAAACUUUACACUGGACCUCAAGCAACGUGGAUUGUGUGCCUCUCCUCUCUUCCUCCAGACUCUGGGACCCUGAUUGACUUUCAUCAGAGAACAUAACUGUGGAGCACUCAGCAGCAGUCCAGUCCUUUCUGAAGCGAGACGCUUCUGACGCUGUCUGUUGUUCAAGAGUGUCUUGACACAAGGAAUGUGAAGCUGAAACCCAUGUCUUGCAUGCGUCUGUGUGUAGUGGUUCUUGAAGCACUGGCUCCAGCUGCAGUCCACUCUUUGUGAAUCUCCCCCACAUUUCUGAAUGGGUUUUGUUUCACAAUCUUCUCCAGGGUGAGGUUAUCUCUAUUGUUUGUACAUUUUUUCUACCACAUCUUAAUAAUAAUAAUAAUAAUAAUAAUACGUUUUAUUUAUAUAGCGCCUUUCCAGAGCUCAAGGACACGUUACAAUAAACAAACAACAAUAAAGGCAAUUGACAAAGAGAGCAGACAGAACAACAGUAGGCAAAUGAGAGUACAAGUACAGUAAGUGAGAAUUGGGUAGAUGGGGCAGCAACCAGCAGAGAGAGAGGAAAAAAAUAAAGUAAAAAAUAAAAAACACACACUAAGAACUAUAACAUUCAGAAAAUAGGUGUGUUUUGAGCAUGGAUUUGAAUUCAUAGAUAGUGUUAACAAAACGGAGUGAUGGGGGGAGAGAGUUCCACAUUUUGGACGCAACAACACUGAAUGAUCUGCCCCCCAUUGAAGCAAGGCGAUGCCGAGGGACAACGAGAAGGCUGGAAUCAGCGGAUCGUAAAGAGCGAGUAGGGGUGUAGGGGAGAAGCAGGUUACAGAGGUAGGGGGGAGCAAGGCCAUGCAGAGACUUAAAAGCGAGAAGGAGAAUUUUGAAUUUAAUACGGUAAGCCACAGGAAGCCAGUGAAGAUCAUGCAGAAUUGGGGAAAUAUGUGCAGAACGCUUGGUGUGGGUGAGUAGUCUGGCAGCAGAGUUUUGAAAGUAUUGUAAUUUGGAAAUGGAGCUAGCUGGUAGGCCAAUGAAAAGUGCAUUGCAGUAAUCAAGACGUGAGGUGACAAAUGCAUGGAUGACAGUUUCAGCAUCUGAGAUACUGAUAAAGGGACAGAGCUGAGCGAUACGACGUAGAUGAAAGAAUGCCAAUUUAGUGAUGGAAUUAAUGUGAGAGUGGAAAGAUAGAGAGGAAUCAAAAAUUACACCAAGAUUUUUAACAGUACUAGAUGGUUUGAUAAGAGAGCCGGCGAUCUCACAG
Carassius gibelio (silver crucian carp) is the source of this 4243-nucleotide messenger RNA. Its product is annotated as gastrula zinc finger protein XlCGF8.2DB. The transcript has 3 exons. The record is from RefSeq and is a predicted model, not a curated record. NCBI's taxonomy places the organism in Eukaryota, Metazoa, Chordata, Actinopteri, Cypriniformes, Cyprinidae. Bases 272 to 1414 code for a protein of 380 amino acids.